UUCGAUUACUUGAGAUAUUUGCUGUACGGCAAGUAAGUGUUCACAUUUCGAGCCCCACUUACUCUGUGGUACCCCCCUUAGAACGUUGAUUUAUCGAAACGCCUUCACACAAUGCGCCUCUCCCUCACCUCGCGCUGCCCAGUCUGCAGCAGCACGGAACAUCUUCUUCGGUGUCAAGGCUGUAAGGUCCAGGCUUACUGUGGUCGUGAACACCAGGUCUCGGACAGAGAUGCCCACAAGAAAGCGUGUAAUAGUGUCAAGAAGGCUCAGCACACGCUCGAUAUCGAGGAGCAAAAACUACGUGCUCACCCAGGAGACUUCAUGACUCCUCCGAACCUCUUUGAAGAGGGAGUGGGUCACUUUUGGGGUAUCCACGAAACACGUCCUUACAUGAGAGCUCGGUACGCACUGAUUGAGAGUCUCUUGAAGAUCCAGACAUCCCAGGCUGUACAGUCGGCUCUCAAUCAUGCCUUGGACAUGCUUCGUCUUUGUCGUGGUGACAAUAUUGGAGUUCGGGACUGUAUUCCCGCAAUGUUUUUGAGGUUGGGCAAGGACCAAGCAUGCUAUGAUUUUAUCAAAUGGUAUUUUACAACUGGCCAAGAUCCUCACUACGAUUGGGGUGACACGGACCUACCAUUUCUUGAUGUCAAGGAUGCCGAUUCCUUUGAGUCGGUCGAGCUUUACACUGGCACGUAUGCCGACAUUAGCUUCGUCGUGGCCGUCGCUCUAAUCAAGUUCCGGCUCUUGUUGGAUAUCAAAGCUCUACAGAACUCAACAGUUCUCGGUGAGAAAGUCCCCCAAGAACUUCUAGACAGUAUUCGUGGUCAACUUGUCAGUUCCAUUGUUGCCGGAAACAAGGAUAUCAUGCAGAAUCAGGACCAGACAGUCCUCAUCAAGAAGUUGGAGUCUCAGGUGGAAGAGCUUUUCAAAGCUGUCAAUACUUCGAACAAGUAUUUCUGGCCCGCUUUGCUUCGACCUGGCUCCAACCUCAACGCGCGACCCCAGAUGUACAGCAAAGGGACAGUCGAACACAUGCAACUGGUCCUUCAGUACUCUUAUGCAUCAUGGGUCGAGACCCCUGGAGCUAUCGAUAUGAUCAAGGAGCUAUCCAAGAAACAUACUGGCAACUGAUACUCUUUCGUUCGGCCUGGGCUUCAGGUGGGAUUGAGCCUUGCGCUCCUUGUCUUGCGGAAAUUUUAAAGUCCGAGAUAGUUGGGGCUGGCUGAGUUUGGGUUGCGUCUCUGUAUUCUGCUGGGAGUUGCCUCGUGGUGGCGUGGAUGUCAUUUGCUUGGGGGGUACGUCUAGAAAGAUCCAAGUGCUUCACAGCCCGUGAUGAGGCGCAAACUUGAGUCCCGAAAUGAGGAGUUACUAGCGUUGCUGCAAUACAAGAAGCCCAAAAUGAAUCUGGUAGCGGCAAAUGUCAUCUGUUUUCGUC
Hyaloscypha bicolor E is the source of this 1435-nucleotide messenger RNA. RefSeq lists its product as uncharacterized. The transcript is spliced from 3 exons. Bases 112 to 1131 code for a protein of 339 amino acids. Lineage: Eukaryota; Fungi; Ascomycota; Leotiomycetes; Helotiales; Hyaloscyphaceae. The record is from RefSeq and is a predicted model, not a curated record.